Acanthoscelides obtectus is the source of this 306-nucleotide messenger RNA. The record is from the annotation of a GenBank genome assembly. NCBI's taxonomy places the organism in Eukaryota, Metazoa, Arthropoda, Insecta, Coleoptera, Chrysomelidae.
AUGACUGAAGUUGACGCGGUUGCUACCAAAGCGGCCCUGAGGCCAUCUUCUUCAGUGCUGCACACGUGUUGCUCCGAGUUACCCGCGUCAGAACCUAAAAGCCUACAGUCCUCUGGCACAAGAUAUUAUUACAACAUGGCACCAAGGAAGAAAACACAGACGAAGGAGGAAAUUUUACAAAAGAAAAGGGAUGCUGAAUGGAAAAAGUACGAGCGCCUCAAGAACGACCCGCAGAGAAGGGGAGAGCUAAGAGGAAAGGGACACCUGAAAUACCUUAAAAAGAAAAGAAAAAGAAAACGGGACUAG